AUGGGUUUGCAGGAGGAUUUUGAGGAGCAUGCUGCCAAAGUCAAGACUCUAAAAGAGAGUCCAUCAAAUGAAACUUGCUUAUCCUUUAUGGAUUAUACAAGCAAGCCACUGUUGGACCUGUUACCACCGCUCGUCCUGGAAUUCUCAGCCAGAAGGACAGAGCCAAAUGGGAUGCAUGGAAGGCAGUUGAAGGAAAAUCCAAGGAUGAAGCAACGAGUGAUUACAUCACUAAGCUUCCUCUUCUCUCCCCAACAACCUCGUCUCAAUUCUGCGACAAACACCCUUAACCACUAUCAUCACCGUCCCGAGUCUCCUCAUCAUUCCGCUCUUCAUCUCCAUCACUCCAUUUCCAACACCCAAUCAUCAAUCUUCGCCAUCCUAACUCCAAACCCAUUUCGUCCUCUGCUGCACAGGCCACGCUCCAACUUGCUCACGAGCCACCAUCCAAUCUCUCUCUCUCUCGAACCCCUCUACUAUCUUCUCUCAAACCCAUCGCCACGGUAA
Messenger RNA from Vicia faba (fava bean), 504 nucleotides. NCBI's taxonomy places the organism in Eukaryota, Viridiplantae, Streptophyta, Magnoliopsida, Fabales, Fabaceae. The record is from the annotation of a GenBank genome assembly.